Messenger RNA from Oncorhynchus tshawytscha (Chinook salmon), 1774 nucleotides. RefSeq names its product ras-related protein rab7. Bases 398 to 1021 code for a protein of 207 amino acids. Gene Ontology annotation, cellular component: phagocytic vesicle; late endosome; lysosome. NCBI's taxonomy places the organism in Eukaryota, Metazoa, Chordata, Actinopteri, Salmoniformes, Salmonidae. The transcript has 6 exons. Gene Ontology annotation, molecular function: GTPase activity; GTP binding. Gene Ontology annotation, biological process: phagosome-lysosome fusion; endosome to lysosome transport. The record is from RefSeq and is a predicted model, not a curated record.
AACAUCUGAUGUCAAAGAUCGCUGACACAGUUGUUUUGGAGGAAGUGACAAGAGACUGAAAACGAAAGAAAUAGGCCCUCUUCAAGUAAACAAGCAGGGAUUCCUUUCGCUUAAUAAUUGCUCUUACUUUGGAAACACAAGUGGCCACCUAGUAGUAUUGAAAAUAUAUUGCGUUAUAAUUAAAGAGACGUGCGUUCUGACUGCAACUAACCACCACUGGUGGCACCAGCCAGUUUCCGUCCAAUCUCGGCAACUAGCUAGCUAUCCAGCUAGCCUAGGUUGGGGGGCAGACAGACGCAAUUGAAUUCAUCUGUUUUUCAUCCAGCGCGACAAAAGGCCCAUUUUGACAUUCUUUAAUAUACCAUCCAUUGGUUCUGGUUGAUCAAGCUGUGGCACAAUGACGUCUAGGAAGAAAGUACUACUUAAAGUCAUCAUCCUGGGAGACUCUGGAGUUGGGAAGACCUCUCUGAUGAACCAGUAUGUGAAUAAGAAGUUCAGUAACCAGUACAAAGCCACAAUUGGAGCUGAUUUCCUGACGAAAGAAGUGAUGGUGGACGACAGGCUUGUCACCAUGCAGAUCUGGGACACAGCGGGGCAGGAGAGGUUCCAGUCUCUGGGCGUGGCAUUUUACCGCGGGGCAGACUGUUGCGUGCUGGUGUUUGACGUGACCGCCCCCAACACCUUCAAGACCCUAGACAGCUGGAGGGACGAGUUCCUCAUACAGGCCAGCCCCCGAGACCCCGAGAACUUCCCCUUCGUGGUGCUAGGCAACAAGAUUGACCUGGAGAACAGACAGGUGACGACUAAACGAGCACAGGCCUGGUGUCAGAGCAAGAACAACAUCCCCUACUUCGAGACCAGCGCAAAGGAGGCCAUCAACGUUGAACAGGCUUUCCAGACUAUUGCACGCAAUGCUCUUAAACAGGAGACAGAGGUGGAGUUGUACAAUGAGUUCCCUGAACCGAUAAAGCUGGACAGGAACGAACGUUCCAAGCCAUCAGCGGAGGCCUGCAGCUGCUGAGGUCCUAGCAGACUUACUGUCGGCCCUGCUACCCUGUCUUGCCUUGUCUAACCCCUAUGCCUCACUGUGUGCUCCCCUUUGCCCAAUAUUAUCACUGGCCUUCGUAGAUGCGAGUUCCGCUCGAAAAGUACUUUAUACACAUGCUGCACUCACACCCCAGUGUACACAUAACACACUUACUCUCAAGAUAAGUCUCCAAGCCCAAAGAACACCCAGAUGGAUAUUAGAGCAUUUAUUAACCCGAUAUCUGCUUAGUAUUUCCCCCUUAACUGUCUCAUGACGCAAAUACCUUUUUUUAUAGACACCAUUGUUUCCAUGGCACCACCCAACCUCACACACAUGCAUACAUACAGAAAUAAAAUCCUAUGACAUUUUAAAGGGGGGGUUAGUUCCAGUGGUAAAGGAGGUUGUGAAGGAUCAGAAUGAUGAAUUUAUAUAUAUAUAUGUGUGUGUGUGUCAUGCCAAUGUACUGCCCAAAGAUACAUGUGUUAAUUGUCUUGGAAGUGAACUAGCAAGUCCAACAUACGAGUGUGUUGUUCAAGGCAUUUUCUUUGCACUUUGUCAUGUAGACUUAUUAAAAUCCUGUUUGACACCUCAUUUUGGAGCCACAAUAAAAAACAAACAUUUUAAGUCGAGGCUGAAGAGGCAGUGUGGAUUUUAACUCUACUGUCCCCUAACAGCUCGACACAUGCUUUGUUUCUCAAUUGGAAAAGUCGAGCAGCAAAUUGUCAACAUUCUGCGACCUGACACAAG